AUCUUGGCAAUGCGCUAUCCAAGAAGGCUUGUCUUAGCAGGUUGUUUAAUGGCCUUAAUUGUGAUGACCAUCUUAUCUGCCUUGCUUGGUUGGGCUGCACCAAAUCUGAUUUCUCGCAAAUGGACGCACCAUGUGACAACUGUGUUGUUCUUUAUAUUUGGAUUUUGGUCUUUAUGGGAAGGAUUUACAGAAGAUGGGGAAGUUGAAGAGCUGAAGGAAGUGGAGGCGAAACUGGAUGCUGACUGGAAAGCUGGCACAGGUGGCACCAAUGGAGGUUCUAAGGGGGAUAAUGAUUUAAAGAAACAACAGAGACCAUUUCUGACACAGUUCUUCUCACCCAUAUUUCUGAAGGCAUUUUCCAUUAGUUUCUUUGGUGAGUGGGGUGAUAAGAGUCAGAUUGCUACAAUUGGUUUGGCUGCUGAUGAACACCCAUUCGGUGUGGUUCUUGGGGGCAUCAUGGCACAGGCAUUGUGUACUACAGCAGCUGUUCUUGGUGGAAAGAGCUUGGCAUCCCAAAUAUCUGAGAAGAUGGUUGCACUCUCCAGUGGGGUACUUUUCUUAGUAUUUGGCCUCCACUCCUUCCUGUCAGUAGAGUCUUGAUCCUCGCCUGCUGCCUUUUUUGUGUUCGAAUACUUGUCUGGUUGAAUACAUUUUGCUUUUCCUUUUCAUUCCAAUACAUAAGUCAUAGGAUGUCAUUUGCACAAUAGCUGUCUUAUGUCUCUAAUUUUUUACACAAUAGGAGUUAUUCUCACAGCUUCAUUUAUGACAUUUUGUCAAUUCAGUGACGAAUACAUUACCAUUUAUUAUCAAUAUGAUCACAAAUGUUACACCUAU
Elaeis guineensis (African oil palm) is the source of this 834-nucleotide messenger RNA. The record is from RefSeq and is a predicted model, not a curated record. NCBI's taxonomy places the organism in Eukaryota, Viridiplantae, Streptophyta, Magnoliopsida, Arecales, Arecaceae.